AAUCUGAAUCCAGCCUUCUAGACAACUAUACCUAGUGGAAAUGAUGCUCGUUCUAAUUCUUGCCCUGUUUGGUGCCUCUUUGGCAAAAGAAUCCUACCUGAAAGCUGUCCUGCGAUCCCCUAAAGAAACCCUGAAGCUCUAUGACAAUUUCAAGGCAGAGCAGCACCUCGCAUUCGACCGAGUUGAGGAUAGACUGAGGUUCCGACUGUUCCGGAAGAACGCUGAGAUGGUAGCAGAUGAAAACUCUGUGGACGAAGAAACUGCCGAAUUUGCUUUGAACUUCUUCUCUACAAUGACUGAAUCGGAGCAGAUCUCAUACAGAGGUCUCAAUGUAACAGGACACAACAAAAACGCUAAACCUGCCUUGAGGAGCAGUGGAGAAGAUGCUGCACCUGCAAGCAAACUCUGGACAAAUGAAGGAAAGGUCACAGCAGUUGAAAACCAGGGACGCUGCGGAUCUUGCUGGACUUGGGGAGCUGUUGGUGGACUGGAGACGAGAUACGCAGAGAUGUCAGGUGUGCUGAGAAAGUUUGCUGAGCAAGAGUACUUGGACUGUGUGUACGAGGGAUCUAGAGACGGCUGCAACGGUGGAUGGCCUGAUGACUGCUAUAAGUACUCAGCAAAUAACGGAGGAAGACUAGCUAGCAGUGCUGAUUACGCUUACACACAGAGAGAUGGUUCCUGCCAAGGUUCCAGAAAACCAGACGCUAUGAUAGCUGCUAAAAUCAGAGGAGUAAGGAAGGUAGGGAGCACUGAAAAAGCCAACAUUGAAGCUCUAGCUUCAGGAUCUCUCUCUGUGGCCUUUGAAGUGACCGACAAGUUUCAGCAAUACUCCAAAGGUAUCCUAAAAGACACAACGUGCACAGGCAGGCCCAACCAUGCCGUCACCGCUGUGGGGUACACCGAGGAUUACGUACUGGUAAAGAACUCCUGGGGAAAUACAUGGGGAGACAGCGGAUACGUUAAGUUCGCCAGGAACCACCACAACUGUAACCUGUGGGAUUACAGCAGCUACCCUGUACUUGCCUCUACUGGUGCCUCUGAUAACGGAGGUAAUGAUGAAGCAACUAACUACCACGCUGAUGAUGAAGAUGAUAGUGGUCCUGCACCAGAUCCUGACUGUGUGGACUCCUACUCACCUUGCUACGAGAGCUGGUGUGAUACGGAUUGGAUUGUGGAGGACUACUGCCAGAAGACCUGUGGAAAUUGCGGUGGUAACGAUGGGGAUUGUCUUCCCGGUACCAUCAGGUGCGAUGACGGAGUCUGCAGGCACGAACACAUGUGUUAGACUCACACUCUUGACUUGGUUCUUAUGUUUCAUUAGAAUCUUACUUUGCAUUUA
Bolinopsis microptera is the source of this 1342-nucleotide messenger RNA. Its product is annotated as digestive cysteine proteinase 1-like. Bases 41 to 1288 code for a protein of 415 amino acids. Lineage: Eukaryota; Metazoa; Ctenophora; Tentaculata; Lobata; Bolinopsidae. Gene Ontology annotation, cellular component: lysosome. Gene Ontology annotation, molecular function: cysteine-type endopeptidase activity. The transcript has a single exon. The record is from RefSeq and is a predicted model, not a curated record.